Messenger RNA from Phyllotreta striolata, 1677 nucleotides. NCBI's taxonomy places the organism in Eukaryota, Metazoa, Arthropoda, Insecta, Coleoptera, Chrysomelidae. The record is from the annotation of a GenBank genome assembly.
AUGGAAGAACAAGAAGUUAAAGUUAAAAGAAAAAGCAGAUUGGCCGUAUUCGAGCAUGUUGUGAAAAGGGAGAGAAGUAAGAAGAGAAAAUAUGAUUUUAGAUUGAACGGUGAAGAUUCUUCUCCAUCGGAAUCUGAGUUAGUUAUCGAUGAUGAAAAAGAACCGGUAAAAAGAAGAAAAAAGCCCCCGAUUAAACUAACCGAGGAACCCCUUUCGUUAGAAUGCAAAUGGGACGAUUGCACCGAAGUUUACACCUCUUGGGAAAAAUAUAACGACCAUCUCAAGACUCACUCUACAGAACCAUUAGAGGAUUUGUCUUGUAAGUGGAAGAAUUGCGAUGAAAGUUUGCACAACCAAGCCCUCUUAAUACAACACGUUGGUUAUCACGGUUACGUCGCGAAAUUAAAGAAUUUAGGCGAUAAUAUAGCGACUAGGAAUAAAUUACCGCCCUGCAAGGAAUCCCACAACACUUUAAUUCCACUACAACCUAUAGGAUAUGAAUGCGAAUGGGAGUACUGCUCGUCAAUAACUCACACUAUGUUCGAUUUCUUGAAUCAUAUGAGAGUCCACGUGAAGAAUAACCCUUCAACUGCCACGGAUAAGGAGCCUAUAGAUUGUUGUUGGAGAGGUUGUGCUACAAAAUAUUCAACACAAAUGAAACUGGCCGAUCAUUUGAAAGUCCACACUAAGGAAAAGAUGGUGGGUUGUCCCACUUGCAGCAGACUAUUUGCUAAUACCACUAAAUUUUGCGAUCACAGAAAGAGGCAAUUGUCCUUAGAAUUACAAAGCUACCAAUGUUCCCGGUGCCUGAAGCUGUUUCCCAGCGAACGUCUCCUUCGAGACCACAUGAGACUGCACGUGAACCAUUACAAAUGCAACAUGUGCGACAUGACUUGUCUCAAACCCUCUCUAUUGGCCAAGCACAUUCGUUUUAGGCACAUUAAAUACAAACCCUACAAGUGCCCGGAAUGCGAGAAAACAUUCGUAGAAAAAUGCAAUUUAGACACUCACAUUAGGACUCACAAGAAAGAAGCCCCAUUUGCAUGUUGCGUGUGCGAUUUUCAGUGUCGCUCGCAAGUCGCUUUGGAGACACAUUACGUGAAAAAGCACGAUUCUGUAGGAGCCAUAUACGAAUGCCACUGUUGCAAGAAGAAAUUGAAAAGAGGACGGUACUUGACGAGGCACUUGAUGAAACGGCACAAUUUCCACUACCCCUCGGGACACUCCAGGUUUCGGUAUCAAAAAGAAGAAGACGGGAUUUACAGGCUCGAAACUGUUCGUUACGAAAGCUUGGAAGUUACACAGGAGAUGAUCAGAAGCGAAUCCAUGCAAAAUAGCAUAUCGAAACAAAUACCUACUUGUAAUCUCAAUUACAACGAGAACGACAAAACAGAGUAUGUCUUGUCUUUAUCGGUUUCUGAUGGUGGAAAUCUGAUUACGGGGCAAAAAGUCCCGGAUAAUAAUAUAGUUAUAACUAUAAACGAUUUGGACGAGGAGGGUAACAUCUUGAAGAGCGAAGAGUUGGAAUCGACUAUAAAACCUGCGAAUGAAGUGCCAUCUUAUGGAAAAAUAAUCGAAAUUGGCCAGGUGGCUAAUAAUGAAAGAAAGCAGAAAAGUGAGAAUAAUGUCGAAAUUAAACCGACUAUAUUAGAUUAUGAAUUUUUCAAACAUAAAUAA